AAUCUUCAUAUGUUGACAGAUUCUUAUCUGCAGAUAAUAGUGAACAUCUCAAUAUUGAAUUAUUAAUUGAGAACUUGAAGAAUGCUAUAAUGAAGAGAUUGUCUAUGUUAUAUUUAACUGAGUCUUCUGUGUCUCUCUCUACUCUCUCUGUUUCUUUCUCUGUUACUUUCUCUCAAUCUUCUACACUUGUCUCUGUGUCUGAUUCUCCCGCUUCUGCUACCUCUGUUUCUGUGAUUCUCACUUCUGUUCUCACUACUUCUGUUCUCUCUGUCUCUGUCACUUCUGCCUUUGUUAUCAGCUCUUCCUGUUUCAAGAAGAUGUUGUAUAGACUUAGUAAAUCACAUUUCUCAGCAUAUAUACUUCU
Messenger RNA from Blastomyces gilchristii SLH14081, 364 nucleotides. RefSeq lists its product as uncharacterized. The record is from RefSeq and is a predicted model, not a curated record. The transcript has a single exon. The annotation marks the transcript as partial. Lineage: Eukaryota; Fungi; Ascomycota; Eurotiomycetes; Onygenales; Ajellomycetaceae.